Messenger RNA from Sclerotinia borealis F-4128, 849 nucleotides. The record is from the annotation of a GenBank genome assembly. Lineage: Eukaryota; Fungi; Ascomycota; Leotiomycetes; Helotiales; Sclerotiniaceae.
AUGAAUCAACGGAACGGUAUCUUGUUACUGUACCGGCGCGCUGUCAAGUCAUCCAAUUUCCCCGCAAUCUCAGCAUUUCCAAGACGAUCCAAGUGGAGCUACAAAAGUUCAGAACCACUCAACCUUUCAGAAACAGUCAUUGAUCUUGAUGCUCCUAACAGUCCGGCUGUACGCGACUACGAUGAAUCAAAAGAUAAUGUGCCGACUCGUACAAAAUUACAAAUCAUACGGUCAACAGAUAGAGCUAUGGCUAGACGAGCACGACUAGUUAGAAAGCAAUUGGAAGAAGGAGUAGAGGGAUUUCCUCGCAAGAGAAACCAAAAGAGUCAACGAAUAAGAGAUGAUAUGUUGGAGCAUGAGUUAGCACAUUAUCCAAAUGUUUCGUCGCCGCCUGUCACGCCGUUAGAUCUGAUGACUUAUGCGCUACUUGGGAACCCUUUUACUACUAGAAAACCGAAUGAUAUCGUCAAAAAGUCGAAUUCACAUAUGGAGAAGUUGUUUAUUGCUCAUGGUAUUAAUUUCUUAGAUACGGCGAAUAUAACAAUUAGGGCUUUGACGGAGGACUUUGAUAUUGAGACGGAUGGGAAAGGUGGAGAGAUUCCUGUGGAGUACCAAGAAGAGGAAUAUAAGAAAAAAAGAGCAAGACGUGGGCGAACAGAUGACGAGAUACAGUCCAAGGAAGAGAAGAAGGAACGUAAAAAAGCAAGUGCAGAAAUAUGGCGAAUAUAUCAUGAGACACAGUCCGAGAAACAGCUCGAGGAACAGGACAAAGAACGAAACGGAGAACAGAAUGAGAAGCAGGAAGGUUCUAGUCUAGACAAGAGAUCAGAUAUACCCUUGGAUCUAUGA